AUGGAUGAUCAAGUUCGAAUAAGUGAAGAGCAAUUUCGACGCAUCUAUGCGGCUGGCUUUGAAUCCUGGGCUCAACUUCAUUCUCUUGUGAUUCAAAAUACGAAGCUUCCUCCUCAAUGCUUUUUCACGACAGACACAUUUCCUCUCUUACCGGCCUUCCCACAGAACCUUGAGCUGGAACAAUUCUCUGACAGGUUAACCGCCUCAGGGUCCUCUGUUUGGGCAUCUUCAGCAGCAAAAUGCGCCCGCGGCAUUCCUUCUUUCCGGCGCCGGGUGCAGCUCGAGGUCGCGCGGAAGGACCCGAUUCUGCUUUCUAUCUCCGAUCUGGCUCAUACUGAUUUCUAUUCCACUUCGUGGUUUGUUUCACAAAACGACUAUUUGGUGAUCCUCGUGUUGGCGUGGGCUUACAUCCUAUCGGCUCGUUGGGCGGAAAUUAUGCCGCCACCUUGCUCUCUCACCUAUACCGACAGCCUGGCAAAGCACUACGACACAACGAUAAAAUCUGAUAAGCUGACUGUCUCGCUUUGUCAAGGCCCUGCAUCUACAUUCUCAGAAGCCCUCGGCUUUCUGAAUACAUUUUGUAAACGUCACAACAUCAUCGAUCAAAGCCAUGCCGCCUUAGCUGCCGUCCUCCUGCUCCCCUGCAAAAUCAACGGCAUACGUCCUCUACUGCUCAGCGUCUUUUAUGAACACAGCAUAGAAUGCAACGCGAUAACACCCUGGUUUCAAGGAACGCUCGCUGCUAUCAAAUCAUUGGCAGGCGAAAACCCGUCGAUUCUUGGGCGCAUGUGUAUGGAGAGAAGACCCGAGGUUGCGUGCAUGUGGCUGGGCAGUACCAUCCUCGGUCUCCAACAAGAACUCCUGCAGCAUAUAAAAUAUGGACAAAUACCAAUCGAUCUUGAAUGCGCGGCGUGGACAAAAACAAUCCAAUCGUUCAUACAGCAGCCUGUGUCUAGGCCGUUUGUGGUUGAUGGAUAUAUACAGCGCGCCGACGAAUGUCGUCUACUUUUCUUGUAUCAGUCGAGAAACCACACUCGAGUCCCGAUUUGCCAAUGGAAGCCUUUUGGAACAACCCCCAAGAAUGAUGUUGAUCUCGAAGUACAGGUCCACCAAGAUUGUGAAGGCCAUGAACUUCAACACCAAGCGUUCGUCUGGAACUGCGCAAAGGGAGAAUCAGAGUCACCAUCCUUAUUGCAAUGCUCCCGCCAAACUUAUGAUCAUUCGAGCAAACCCCAAGUUCAAUGCACAGUUCCUAUUGUGUGGGAAGGUUUGAAUCGUGAAAAAGAAGGUGUUUCAGAGAAUGCGACGCGCACCAUUUUCAGCUGGUUGCGUCCUGAUGGGUGCGCACCACAAGAAAAGGCGAUCUUCAAGCAUGAAUGGUUUAUGAUGGAUGAUUCAGACGAGGAGGAAGAGAUUACCAAGGAAGUAAAUUCCCUGAACGGCUUCAAAGAUGUCACAAAGAUUGAAGAGUGGCUCGCCGGUACGAAUGAAUAUUUUUCCUGA
Exserohilum turcica Et28A is the source of this 1503-nucleotide messenger RNA. RefSeq lists its product as uncharacterized. Bases 1 to 1503 code for a protein of 500 amino acids. Lineage: Eukaryota; Fungi; Ascomycota; Dothideomycetes; Pleosporales; Pleosporaceae. The transcript is spliced from 3 exons. The record is from RefSeq and is a predicted model, not a curated record.